AUGCCUCGUUAUUUAAAAACGCUUACUAUUGGAGAAAAACAAAAGGUUCUUGAAGCAGUGAAAACUGGAAGAAAAAAAAAGGACAUUGCGGAAGAAUUUGGAAUACCAGCCAGCACAUUAUCAACCAUAAUAAAGAAUAGUAAGGAAAAUGAUUUAAACUUUCCAACAGACCGGAAGAGGAAGAGAGGCCCUGGUUUUUCAGACGUAGAAGAAUGUGUAGUUAAGUGGUUCAAACAAUGCAAAGAUGCCAAAGUCAGUAUCGGAGGUCCUAUUUUAAAAGAAAAAGCCAAAAAUUUCGCAAAAUCAUUAGGUCAUGAACAAUUUAAGGCCAGUAACGGGUGGCUUGAAAGUUUUAAAAAACGACACGAUAUUGCUUUUAGAAAAGUCUGUGGUGAAAGUGCAACUGUCAGUGAUGAUAUAGUAAAUGAAUGGAAAUUACAUUUGAGUGAGCUACUGGAAGGAUAUAAACCAUGUGAUAUAUUUAAUGCAGACGAAACUAAAUGUAACGGUGGUAAACGUAGCAAAGAACGACUCACACUAUUAUUGGCUGUUAACAUGACUGGUACAGAUAAACUGAAACCUUUAAUAAUAGGAAAAUCUAAAAAUCCGAGGUGUUUUUCUUGUGUCAAAUCUUUUCCCGUUGAUUAUACAGCAAAUAAGAAAGCAUGGAUGACUAGUGAAUUGUUUGCGGAAUGGCUAUUACGAAUAGACAAACAGAUGAAAAUACAAAAACGUAACAUUUUAUUGUUUAUAGACAAUUGUUCGGCUCACAAUUCUUUACCGAAUUGUCAAGCUGUAAAAGUCAAAUUUUUACCACAAAAUCCCAAUUCAAAAUUGCAACCUUUAAACCAAGGAAUUAUUAAAACAUUCAAGACGCUUUAUAGAAAAGAAAUAGUGAGAAAAAUUAUAAGUGAUAUGGAUGACGAAAAAUCUACAGUAAUCGAUAUUCUUCAAGCUAUGCGCAUUGUUGAUAGAACAUGGAGAAACGUAACAACAUCAACAAUCGUGAACUGCUUUAGAUCGUGUGGGUUUGUACUUAAAAUUGAGAAAAUCGACACAUUGAUGCCUAUAAUCGAAAAUAAUGAUUCGGAUGACAGAGAAUGGACGCUGAUAGCAAGUCGUUACGGAAUCGUGGAAAAAACUUUUAAUGAUUUUGUUGAAAUCGACAAGGACAUUGCCGUUUCUGGUGUUCUGACAGACGAUGAUAUAACUGACUCCGUUCGUGGCACUGAAGAUGUAUUAUCUGAGCCUGUGCAUCGUGUUUCAACGAAGCAAGCAACAGGAGUACUCAUAUUGCUAGGACAUUCAUCGAACAUUUAA
Messenger RNA from Melanaphis sacchari, 1320 nucleotides. Its product is annotated as tigger transposable element-derived protein 6-like. Lineage: Eukaryota; Metazoa; Arthropoda; Insecta; Hemiptera; Aphididae. Gene Ontology annotation, molecular function: DNA binding. The record is from RefSeq and is a predicted model, not a curated record. The transcript is spliced from 2 exons. Gene Ontology annotation, cellular component: nucleus. Bases 1 to 1320 code for a protein of 439 amino acids.